AUGGCUUUGGUUGCAACUCUCGGCUGGAAUCAGAAAGGUUACAGGUGCGAGCUGUUUGGGAUCCGAAUAAGCAGUGCCCUAAGGGGUAUGGUGUACUGUAAGAGCCUUCUACUCAGCAAGGAAAGUCUGCAAAAAGUCACCACAGGGCGCGUGUUUGACCUGAUAUCCAAUGAUGUGAAAAGAAUCGAGAAUCUGACUUUCGUCUAUUUUUUUGGAUUCCCCUUUAACUUUAUUGAAAACGUGGUUAUGGUGCUUCUUCUUCAUUACUGGAUUGGUUGGCAAGCUAUUACGGGAGCCAUGUUCCUCUUCCUACUCGUUCCAUAUUUUGCUGGGUUAUCCUACGCUAGCGCUGCAGUGCGUCUGCGUACAGCGGCUGUGUCUGAUCGACGCAUUUCCCUGAUGAAUCAGGUGGUUGCCACGAUACGUGCCAUAAAGGCGCAUGUGUGGGGGGAUGAAUACCGAGGGAGGAUUCAAGAUAUACGAAGAGAUGAAAUUAACACCGUCCAUGAAAAGAAUGUCCUUCAUUCAACUGUUGAUGGCUUGAUCUUCAGUGCAUCGACCAUGACAACCCUGGUGUCAAUCCUCGCUAUGCUUCUUACUGGACAGACCAUCACUCCUGUGAAUGUUUUUAUGCUCCUUUCUUAUGUCGGUAUUCUGAGACGAAAUACCUGCAAUGAGAUGGCUCACGCUUUUCUCGUAACGCAUGAUACCUACGUUUCUUUGGGAAGAAUAGAAAACUUUCUUCUUCUGGACGAACUGUCCCGAAAUUUCGAAGAUGAACCUGAAAAGAACAGAUAUAGCCCAGAUAUUAGUUCAGUCAAACGACAAAAGAAUGCAGACCAUGUCUUGCCUGCCUACGAAAUUAAAGACUCGUAUACAUCUUCAUCUCUACGAGUGUCAAAUUUAACAUACAAAGGAACUGAUCGCGAACAUGAAUUCAUUCUCCAGGACAUCGAUUUUGUAGCACCGUCAGAAAGUUUAACAGUCAUUGCUGGGCCAGUAGGUAGUGGCAAGUCGACUCUCCUCUCAGCGAUCGCUGGUGAAAUCUCAGUAACGAGAGGAAAGAUAACCAAGGAAGGGACGAUCAUUCAUUUGCCUCAGACUGCAUGGGUCUUUUCUGGAACCUUAAGGGAAAAUAUUUUGUUUGGCCAACCCUACGAAGAGUCUAAAUACGCUGUGACAAUUGAUGCCUGCGCUCUCCAAAAAGACAUUCAGCGGUUUCCCAAAGGCGACCUAACAGUUGUUGGAGAACGCGGCGAGCUACUGAGUGGAGGACAGCAGGCGAGAGUGAGUUUGGCUCGUGCAGUUUACGCUGACGGUGAUAUUUAUCUUUUAGAUAAUCCGCUUUGUGCUGUUGACUCGAAGGUUGGGCAACACAUCUUUGAAAAAUGCAUCAAAGACCUGCUGUGCAAUAAAACCCGCAUAUUGACUUCUCAUCAAGAACAACACAUAAAAGAUGCUGAUGAAGUGAUUGUGUUGGACAAGGGGCGUGUUCUAGGAAAAGGACGUUGCACUGAUCUUCAAGGAAAGGGCAUUAUAAUUUCAACCAUUAACCCGGUAUAUAAAGCAUCUCUGCAUGAAAUUACUGACUUAAUGGAAAGCUUUGGCUGGAACAAAGAUGAGAUAUUAGAAGAUGGUGACGAAUGUAGCAAAUUAGCAUCCCAACCUUGUGAAGGUAAGAGUCUUAACAUAACAGAAGAGGACCGUGCAGUUGGGGUGGUGACAUUCAAGCUCUACUGGGAAUACCUCAGAAGUGGACUGCACCCUUUGGUUAUUAUCGCAGUCCUUUGUUUCUGUAUUAUCGCACAAGCUGUGAUUGUUGCUCCUGAUCUUUGGCUCCCUUUCUUUAUAAAGCAAACCCUAGAGGAACAAAGAAACAAGACAAACCUAAUCAUCUAUGGAAUUCUGGUUGCUGGAUGUUUUAUUUUUGCCAUCGCUCGAGCAUACGGACUUCUGCUGGUCUUUCUUAAAUGUGCUAAGCGUCUCCACGACAAAAUGGUUGUGGCCAUUUUACAUGCUCCGGUUCUGUUCUUUGAUUCAAAUCCCGCCGGAAGGAUCCUAAAUCGCUUUUCUAAUGAUAUAGAUUGUGUUGACGAACAUUUACCCAGAGAGUUCCUGUUGGCAUUGGAAUAUUUCUUGCUGAUGUGUACCGCAGUAUUCAUACCAAUUGCUGCAAAUCCUUGGCUUCUGUUUGUUAUUAUUCCUUUGACUGGAUUAUACGUGUACAUUUCGAAGUACUACUUGAAGACUUCCCAGGAACUAAAACGUUUGGAGUCAAUAUGCCGCAGUCCUGUCUUCUCUCAUUUUUCCGAGACAAUAAAAGGACUGAGCACAAUUCGGACAAGAGGGAGACAGAGUGAUUUCAUGGAUACGUUUUACAGACAUCAAGAUGUCCAUAAUCAGUCGUGUGUUUUUAUGAGGGCCUGCGGCAGAUGGCUUGCUGUACGCCUGGACGUCCUAGCGGUCCUGUUAGUUGGGGCAGUGGCUCUGGGGGCUGUUUUGACGGCUCAAAAUGCUGCUUUUGCUGGUCUCUCAUUUGUUUACGCUAUUCAGUCCAUAACUUUGCUUCAAUACUUUCUGAGAACAAGCUCUGACGUAGAGAAUUACAUGACUUCUGUAGAGCGUGUUAUCACCUACACUAAGCUUGACUCUGAGCCUGGAUACAAAGUGGAGCGACUCCCCCCAGAAAACUGGCCAAUGGAAGGGAGUUUGACAUUCAGAGAUGUUCAGGGAAGUCAUCUUUCGUGGCAGCUCUAA
Molecule: messenger RNA, 2757 nt
Organism: Stylophora pistillata
Lineage: Eukaryota; Metazoa; Cnidaria; Anthozoa; Scleractinia; Pocilloporidae
Product: ATP-binding cassette sub-family C member 4
Biological process (GO): transmembrane transport
Cellular component (GO): membrane
Molecular function (GO): ABC-type transporter activity; ATP binding; ATP hydrolysis activity
Source: RefSeq, a predicted model, not a curated record